Messenger RNA from Schistocerca cancellata (South American locust), 3479 nucleotides. Its product is annotated as protein HID1. Gene Ontology annotation, cellular component: Golgi trans cisterna; Golgi medial cisterna; membrane. The transcript is spliced from 17 exons. The record is from RefSeq and is a predicted model, not a curated record. The coding region runs from base 140 to 2680 and encodes 846 amino acids. NCBI's taxonomy places the organism in Eukaryota, Metazoa, Arthropoda, Insecta, Orthoptera, Acrididae.
AGUAAUAAUCCUUGGUUUAAUCCUCCGUAGGUGGGGGGAGCGCACAAAGACUGUAGGGGUAAAAAAAAAGGAAAGGAAGUUGACACAAGUAUACGUCAGAUGUAAAUACUAUAAACAAGUGCGAGAACACAGUACAAGUAUGGGGAACACGGAUACAAAACUUAAUUUUCGCAAAGCUGUUGUACAACUUACCUCCAAAACACAGCCAAUUGACGCAGGAGAUGACAGUUUCUGGGAUCAGUUUUGGUCGGAAAAUGUGACAAACGUGCAGGAUGUGUUUACAUUAGUUCCUGCACCAGAAAUUCGAGCUUUGCGCGAAGAAGCGCCAUCGAAUUUGGCGACACUAUGUUAUAAAGCGGUUGAGAAAUUGGUUAAAGCCGUGGAUAACAGCUGUCGUACACAGCAUGAACAACAAACUGUUCUCAAUUGUGUCCGUCUUCUGACACGUGUACUGCCUUAUAUAUUUGAAGACCCUGACUGGCGUGGAUUCUUUUGGUCUAGUUUGCCUGGGCAGGCUCAAGGGGAAGAGGAAGACCAGGCUAUGCCACUGGCGCAGUCCUUAAUAAGUGCGAUCUGCGAUCUGCUGUUUUGCCCUGAUUUUACUGUGGCCUCCAAUAGAAAGUCGGGUCCGGACAAAGCUGAGGACUUACAGGCAAUUGAUAGUUGUGAAUAUAUAUGGGAAGCAGGUGUAGGUUUUGCUCAGUCACCUCCACAUCAUCCUCAUUUAGAAGCAAACAGGACUGAACUUUUGAAACUGCUUUUAACUUGCUUCAGUGAAACUAUGUACCAGCCACCAGUUGAUAUACAUACUGCACCAAAUAGAUGGAUUCAGUACUUCACAAGUGCUGAGAAUCGGCAUGCUUUACCACUGUUUACUUCUCUGUUGAACACUGUAUGUGCAUAUGAUCCAGUGGGUCUUGGUGUUCCUUACAACCAUUUACUUUUCUCUGAUUCUAUGGAACCUUUAGUAGAUACAGCCUUGCAGAUAUUGAUAGUAACUUUAGAUCAUGAUACAACCAGCAGUGCCCCUGAAGGAGAAGAGGUUCCUGUACCAGACAAUCUUUUUAUAAAUUAUCUGUCAAGAAUCCACAGAGAUGAAGAUUUUCAUUUCGUUCUCCAUGGAUUUACCAGACUUCUUAACAAUCCUCUGGUACAAACAUACUUACCCAACUCAACAAAAAAAGUGCAAUUUCAUCAAGAGCUUCUGGUCUUUUUUUGGAAAAUGUGUGACUACAACAAGAAAUUCCUAUACUAUGUUUUGAAGAGCAGUGAUGUUCUUGAAAUUUUGGUGCCAAUUCUCUAUCAUCUCAAUGAUUCAAGGGCUGAUCAAUCUCGUGUGGGCCUGAUGCACAUUGGAGUAUUUAUAUUGCUCCUGCUCAGUGGAGAGAGAAAUUUUGGUGUCCGUCUAAACAAACCUUACACUGCCACAAUACCAAUGGAUAUACCUGUGUUUACUGGAACACAUGCAGAUCUCUUAAUCAUUGUUUUUCACAAGAUUAUUACUACUGGACAUCAGCGUUUGCAGCCUUUAUUUGACUGUCUUCUGACGAUCCUUGUUAAUGUGUCACCAUAUUUGAAAACCCUUUCUAUGGUUGCAAGCACAAAACUGUUACAUUUGUUGGAAGCAUUUAGUACUCCAUGGUUCCUAUUUUCAUCUCCAACAAAUCACCAUUUAGUUUUCUUUUUACUUGAAAUCUUUAAUAACAUCAUACAGUACCAGUUCGACGGGAACUCCAAUCUUGUGUACACAAUUAUUCGCAAGAGGCAAGUUUUCCAUGCAUUGGCCAAUCUUCCAUCAGAUUAUGGGACUAUUUCAAAGUCCCUCAGUAAAAGAACUCGCCGUCACCUACCGAGCACGUCAUCUGCCGAGAAUGUAAAGGAUCUUCCUAGUAUGGAGGGAUCGCAUCCAGCAUUGCCUGCUGAACCUGGAACACUUAAGGCAACACUUCCAGACACACCAGGUAUUGAUAAAAUGACUGAGAAAGAAUCCGCUCACCCAUCAGUGCAACAACUGUGUGACUUAAGUGCUGCAGCAGCUGUUAAUGGAAUUAUGCCAAAUGAGCCUCUGCAGACUGCAGGGUCUAAGCCAGCUAGCCAGCAGGGAGGUACCACUGAUAGUAUGAGACAGGUAGAUGGUGAGGAGCAGCCACCACGACCAAAAAGUGUGCCAGCAACACCCAGUUCUCCCACAGCUACAGUGCAUUCUGCAACUAUGUCGCACUCCAUGCGUAAAGUAUCAGAUUCAUCGGUGUCAAAUGUGAGUUUACAGAGGUCUGCCUCUCAGCGACAAAGCAUCCGGCUGACAGAAGCACACUCUCUUGUCCAGGGGAGUGUUGGAGGUCAGUGGAUACCCACAGCUGAGUGGGUAAAUUCUUGGAAGUGUAAACUUCCUUUGCAAACAAUAAUGAGGCUGCUUCAAGUCUUGGUACCUCAGGUUGAGAAGAUAUGUAUUGACAAGGGACUGACAGAUGAAAGUGAGAUCCUAAAAUUUCUGCAGCAUGGCACCCUGGUAGGCCUACUUCCAGUUCCACAUCCAAUUCUUAUUCGAAAAUAUCAAGCAAACACAGGAACUACUACAUGGUUUCGUACUUAUAUGUGGGGUGUUAUUUAUCUACGGAAUGUGGAUCCACCAAUAUGGUAUGACACAGAUGUUAAAUUAUUUGAAAUUCAGCGAGUUUAAGUUUCCACAUUUAUUUUAAUAUACCUGAUAAUUAUAACCAAAAAAAGGCUGAAUAUUUCAAAUUAAAGUUUGUAGAACAGAAGAUAAUUGAAAUAUUUCUAUUUGAUAGUAGAUACAAGAAGAAUAUUUAUUUAUUAUGAAAAAUAACAGUUGUCUGUAGUACACAGAGCUGAACUAUUAAUUUGUGCCACUGUACAGUGCAGGUACAGUGAACUAUUUUUGAGAGUUACCGUUCAUUUGAUGCCACUGUUAUCACAGAUGUUUUUGCCACAUGUCUUGUGAAAUCUUUGAUACAUUUGUGUUGUACUCAUUUAUAUUUUCCCCAACUGGAUGUCAUACUUUUUUCACUACUUCACAAUGCACUGCAAGAGUAUUGUUUCUAUACUUAAUGCUUUUUUGAAGAAAUUGUACACAUAUGACAUAAUUAGUUCAGUAACAUCUCAAAAUAUUGAUUUAAUGCUUCUUAUAUUAGUAUUUAUUUAUUUUUUACUUGUAUCACUGCCAUGUAUCAUUUGAUUUGCGAAAGAGGGGCAAGGGGAAACCAUAGCACAGUAUACCCGAUAUUGUUGGUGCUGAAGAGUGCCAAAUGAUAGUGCAGUCCUUGGUUACAUUGCAUAUCAAAGUGCUUUAUACUAUUAUUGGUCUUUCCUCUGUCUGUUGUUCUGUAUUGACAGUGAUAUCUAUGUGUUAAGAUGUCCAUUUUAUUAAUGUGGUAUGUAACAGUUUAUGUAAGGUAUUUAUGAUACACCUGCAUUUCAUAAGUAGUGAGUAUCUAGUCAAAACAUGUUGCGGAAGACCC